GCCGUGGCACCGUGUCCGAUGCCGUGUCCCUCCCCAGCCGGCCUGGAGCAGGAGUUCGAGGUGACAGUGAGGCCGACGCCGUCGUCGCAGCGCUGCCAGCUCCGGGGCCGCUGCAUCCUGCGGGCCGCCGAGGAGUCCCUGGAACUGCGGCAUCCGCGGAGCCGGGAGCCGCUGUUCCGCUGGCCCUACCGCUUCCUGCGCCGCUUCGGCCGCGACAAGGUGACCUUCUCCUUCGAGGCCGGCCGGCGCUGCGAGUCCGGAGAGGGCAACUUCGAGUUCGACACCAGGCAAGGCAAUGAGAUCUUCGCGGCCAUCGAGGCGGCCAUCGAGCUCCAGCGGGGCCGUGGUGCAGAGGAGUCGCGCCGGGGAGGCCCCGCGGACGAGGGCCUUGACCGGGCCGCUCCGGCCGGGCGGGCGCAGGGCCGCGAGGAGCACGAGGGCCCCUCUGGGGAGGCCAAAGGGCUCAAGGCCAAGGCGGCGAUGCCCCCUGGGGCAGGGGAGUGCUCGGGGCCUCUCCAGCCUUCGCGGGGUGCGGAUUUUCCCUACACCGAGCCCCGCCGUUCCCCACGGCAGAGGCCGGACGGCGCCGAGGUGGAGCCCGAGUAUGCCGUUCCCUUCGACGCCGUGGCCAAGGCCUUCCUGGCGCGGCGGUUCGGCGGCCUGGGCCGGCCCCAGGAGGAGGUCCCCGAGCUCCCGAGGGUCCCCAGGGAUGCAGGAGGGGGUGGGCAGCCCCCCGGCCGCCCCCCGGCCCCCAAAGCCGAGCACAUCUACGAUGAGCCCGAGGGGCUCGCGGCGCUCGCACUCUACGAUGAGCCCGAGGAGGUGAAGGGGGAGGCCUGGAGGCUGCAGGCGGCCCCCGAGGAGCCCCCCGGGCUGGGGUGUCCCUACAACGCCCAGAGCGACGACUACGCCGUCCCCAAAAGAUCCUUCCUGCUCCCCGGCUCGGAGCGGCUCGGCCACUGCGACUACGACAACGUGGCCCUUAGGGGGGCCAGGAGGAGGAACCUGCAGUGAGGAGCAGCGCGGACAGAGGAGGGGGCGACACCACAAAUGCCCCGGUCUGACUCUGGGCCAUGGGGACACAUCUGGGCAGCGGGGUGGCACAGCCGGGGAUGGCAGGGGACACCUGAAGGGUGGCAGGGGACAGCUGUGGGUGUCAGGAGGCAGCCGGGGGUGGCAGUGCCAGCUGGCAGCCCGGGAGCGAGCCGUGCCGCUGGAGGGCAGUGCGAGCCCGCGCAGCGGCCGUGCCCGGGAGCCCCGGCCCCGCUCAGACCCAGCUCCGGCCCCGGGAGUCCCGGCCCCGCUCGGACCCGGGAGUCCCGGCUCUGCCCCGGCCAUCCCCCCGGGAUGCGCUUCCAGAGGCGGCUGGAGCAGGAAUGGGCCUGGGCGGCUCAGCUGGAUGCGCUUCCCCAGGGAUGGACAUCCCGAAUCCCACAGGAAUGGACAAUGCUCAUUCCCAGGGAUGAACAUCCCGAAUCCCACCGGGAUGCAGAUCCCACCCCAUGGGAUGGACGCUGCUCAUUCCAGGGAUUCGGAUCCCUCCCGUGACGCACACAGCCCCCAGUGCUCCCAGUAUGUUCCAGUGCCCAGGCAGAGCCGCUCCUUCCCUGCCCAAAGCUCCCUCCCGCCCCUCGCUCAGCAAUCCCCGAUUCUGGCUGCUCCAAUUGUUUGGAAUUCCCCAUAGAGCACCCCUUUCCAGGCCCUCGGAAUUCCAGAUCGAAAACUGGACUUUAUUUCCAUGGAGAUGUUCACCGCUGGCUCCAGUCCUCCCAGUAAAAACCAAUACAAACCAGUACACAGCCCCUGGGCCAUCCUCCUCCUUCUCCUUCUCCUUCUCCUUCUCCUUCUCCUUCUCCUUCUCCUUCUCCUUCUCCUUCUCCUUCUCCUUCUCCUUCUCCUUCUCCUUCUC
Parus major (Great Tit) is the source of this 1909-nucleotide messenger RNA. RefSeq names its product docking protein 2 (gene DOK2). Gene Ontology annotation, cellular component: cytoplasm. Lineage: Eukaryota; Metazoa; Chordata; Aves; Passeriformes; Paridae. The record is from RefSeq and is a predicted model, not a curated record. The transcript has 2 exons. Gene Ontology annotation, biological process: positive regulation of MAPK cascade; cell surface receptor protein tyrosine kinase signaling pathway. The coding region runs from base 19 to 1014 and encodes 331 amino acids.